Molecule: messenger RNA, 1266 nt
Organism: Gloeophyllum trabeum ATCC 11539
Lineage: Eukaryota; Fungi; Basidiomycota; Agaricomycetes; Gloeophyllales; Gloeophyllaceae
Product: Sodium/hydrogen exchanger
Exons: 5
Biological process (GO): proton transmembrane transport
Cellular component (GO): membrane
Molecular function (GO): antiporter activity
Source: RefSeq, a predicted model, not a curated record
GCAGGCAUCCUUUCAGGAUCUAAUCCUACCCAAUACGACCUCAACGAUCCUUUCAAGUUAUGGGCCAUUCAAGUCGUCGUCAUUGUGGUCGUUUCUCGAUUAUGCUAUAUGCUAUUCUGGCGUAUGCGCCAGCCGAGGGUAGUAGCGGAAAUCAUAGGCGGAAUCGUCUUGGGACCCACCGUUAUGGGUCGCAUUCCACGAUUUAGCGCGACGAUCUUCCCGCAGGAGUCGAUUCCUCUCCUCAAUCUAUGUGCGACAUUAGGCCUCGUCCUCUUCUUGUUCCUCGCUGGGCUAGAGAUUGAUUUGAAGCUCAUCAAGAAACAUGCUCGACUGUCAAUCGUCAUAUCUGCGGCGGGAUUGAUUUCCCCAUUCGCCUUCGGCUCGUUGUUGGCUAUACCCUUAUACCGUGAAUUCAUAGACCAAACCGUGGAUUUUGGCUAUUUUCUGCUUUUCACUUGCAUUUCAGUGGGGAUCACUGCAUUCCCCAUUCUCUGCAGGAUGUUAGCAGAGCUCGACCUGUUUAACACUACUCUUGGAUCCGUUGUCCUAGCAGCAGGCGUUGGAAAUGAUGUCAUUGGGUGGAUCUUACUCGCCUUGGCUGUGACUCUGGUUAAUUCCACCAGUGGCCUUGCCGCGCUGUGGAUCGCACUUACCUGCGCCGGUUAUACCGUCUUCCUCAUGUACCCCGUACGGUGGUUAUUCCUAUGGAUUGGUAGGAAGACGGGUGAGCUGGAGACGGGUGACCUGUCCAGUGUAAUGAUGACUUGCUCCAUCAUGAUGCUUUUGGUGUCUGCUUUGUUCACCGAUAUUAUAGGCCUGCAUGCCAUAUUUGGUGGUUUCCUGUCCGGUUUGGUCGUACCCAGAGAACGGCAAUUAUCGAUAACCGUCAUGAAACGCCUUGAACCAGUGGUAUGGAAUAUCUUUCUGCCCGUAUAUUUUGCUUUAUCUGGACUGAAGACGGACCUCGGACUACUGAACGAUGGCAAGUCUUGGGGAUUUACGUGUGUUGUGUGCUUGAUGGCAUAUAUGGGCAAAUUCAUUGGUUGUGGGAUCGCAUCAAGAUUUCUAGGAUUCACUUGGAGAGAAUCAAGUGCGAUCGGGACAUUGAUGAGUUGCAAAGGGCUGCUAGAAUUGAUCGUUGUGAACUUAGCACUUCAAGCAAGAAUCUUCACGGGCCAUGUUUUCGCCAUGUUCGUGGUGCAUGCUAUCGUGCUUACCGUCGUCAUCACUCCCCUGACAGGUCUAAUAUAUCCCGCCCGCUUUCGG